This is a messenger RNA of Myxocyprinus asiaticus (Chinese sucker), 1040 nucleotides long. Its product is annotated as gamma-aminobutyric acid type B receptor subunit 2-like. Gene Ontology annotation, molecular function: G protein-coupled GABA receptor activity. Gene Ontology annotation, biological process: gamma-aminobutyric acid signaling pathway; G protein-coupled receptor signaling pathway. The record is from RefSeq and is a predicted model, not a curated record. Gene Ontology annotation, cellular component: membrane; G protein-coupled receptor heterodimeric complex. NCBI's taxonomy places the organism in Eukaryota, Metazoa, Chordata, Actinopteri, Cypriniformes, Catostomidae. The transcript has 3 exons. The coding region runs from base 459 to 818 and encodes 119 amino acids.
CAAGAGUGACCCCUAUUGUCACUACAUCGACACAACGUCGAGUGAGUGACAGAUAGGGAACUCCUUUUUCACUGUACGUCUUGCCAUUGCAGUCUGUAGGCAUGAUCAUGAUAUCAAGCUCAAUUACACUUCCUAACACUUGACACAUGCUCAGAGCCCUAGAUGCCACUAUAGGAAGUGUAAUCAAGCUUAAAAUCAAGACGGUGACUGCUGUCAAGUGAAAAAUGAGUUAUAUUUUGGUCUGUUCUCACCCAAAACCAAAUGGAUCACUUCAGAAGACAUUGAUUAAACCACUGCAGUCUGAUGGAUUAUGUUUAUGUUGAUUUUAUCUCCCUUUUGGGGCUUCAAAAGCCUUAUCAUCAUUCAAUCGCAUGAUAUGAACCUGCGGAGCUGAGAUAUUCUUCUAUAAAUCUUCUUUUGUGUUCUGCAGAAGAAAAAAAAGUCACAUCUAAGAUGGUAUGAGGCUGAGUACCUGUUUCCUGGCCUGGACGACACGCCAUGUGAACAUCCCUGCUGUAAAUGACAUCAGGGGCAUCCGAUUCAGUGUGUUUGUGUCUGGCCCAGUUAUUUUGAUUGGUGUAUGUGCAUCCAUACUGUCCAAAGUUCAGCCAAAUGUGCAGUUCUCUAUCUUGGGCCUUGUGAUCAUUACAUGCUGCACCAGCACUCUGUGUAUGGUGUUUGUUCCAAAGCUGGAUUCUGAACUGGAGGAUUUGACCAGGCAACUAAAUGAACCAAGUCCUCUUAAGAAUCUCAUCAUCAGAAGUUCUGUUUCUGUUGUAAUUCUGACUACAAGAUGCAUUCCAUUGCACUUUUCCUAGUAGGAAGUUGUAAAACCCGACUUUCCGAGUUGAAUGGAACGCAGCACUACUUUUCAAAACUUGAUCCGACACUGAAUGCUCAAGCAGCCUAAUUUACACUUAGAAAACUCCUGAUAUUGCUAUAACAAUACAAAAAGCACUUACCAAUUUACUUGAAGUGAAAAUCAGUCCUCCUUUCCUGUUUAAUAAAUUAAGCAAUCACACAGUCAUGCAGAACAUCUC